Molecule: messenger RNA, 764 nt
Organism: Odontomachus brunneus
Lineage: Eukaryota; Metazoa; Arthropoda; Insecta; Hymenoptera; Formicidae
Gene: Fabp
Product: fatty acid-binding protein 1, liver-like
Exons: 3
Coding region: 77-481 (134 amino acids)
Biological process (GO): fatty acid transport
Cellular component (GO): nucleus; cytosol
Molecular function (GO): fatty acid binding
Source: RefSeq, a predicted model, not a curated record
CGCGCCGUGCGUCUUUCUUUAGCAGUGCGCGCUCCAGACGAAUUUAGUCUCGACAGUAAACGCAAAAUUCUCCACCAUGGUGCAGAUAGUCGGCAAGUACCAAUUCGUGUCCGCUGAGAACUUCGAGGACUACCUCAAGAGCUUGGGCAAAACCGAGCUCGCGGAGGUGUUCGCGCAGGCCGCGCCGGUCGUCGAGAUCCAGCAGAACGGCGAUCAGUGGGUUAUCACGGUCAGCAGCAAGGGCAAGAGCGGUUCCGCCACCUUCAAGAUCGGCGAGCCCUACGACGAGCAGUUGCUGUCCCUGCCGACUAGCUUCAAGAGCGUCACCACGAGGGAAGGCGACAACUUCAGAACCGAGACCUCGUUAACCGCGGAUCUCAAGGCGAUUCGAGUUUACGAGUUUACGGCCGACGGAAUGGUUGUGCACCUAUCCUCCAACAAAAGCGACGUCAAAGCUAAGCGCAUAUACAAAAGACAGUGAAGUUUCUAAUUUAACUAAAUACAAUACACCGCCUUGCUUAAUUAAAGAGAUACAAAUAUAAAAACAAACACGCUCUCUCUUUCUCUCACACAUUUCCUACAUCACGCACCAUAGCUGUCCACUUUCCCGGAAAAUACCCAACACGUCGAGGAGGCGGGGUGAGGAUAACGGAGGACGGACGUUGAGUGUGUUUGUUCGUUUGUUCACACGGUUCAAACGUAAUAUGUCAUUUAUUUAAGUAUGAAUUCUGAGAAAGAAAAAUAAAUGGUGACAAAUACGCGUA